Scleropages formosus (Asian bonytongue) is the source of this 600-nucleotide messenger RNA. Its product is annotated as cardiac phospholamban-like. Gene Ontology annotation, molecular function: ATPase inhibitor activity. Bases 97 to 255 code for a protein of 52 amino acids. The transcript has 2 exons. The record is from RefSeq and is a predicted model, not a curated record. Gene Ontology annotation, biological process: negative regulation of heart rate; negative regulation of ATPase-coupled calcium transmembrane transporter activity; negative regulation of calcium ion import into sarcoplasmic reticulum. Gene Ontology annotation, cellular component: sarcoplasmic reticulum; membrane. NCBI's taxonomy places the organism in Eukaryota, Metazoa, Chordata, Actinopteri, Osteoglossiformes, Osteoglossidae.
CAAUGCUCUGUACUGACCGUUCAUCGUCGACCAUCAGGACUUGAGUCAGGAGACGUCAUCCCCGUGUACUGCACCCUUCCAGUUCUACUGCUGGCUAUGGACAGGAUGCAGCACUUGACCCGCGCGGCCGUCCGGAGAGCAUCCAACAUUGAGGUGAACCCCCAGACCAAGCACAACUUACAGGGGCUCUUCAUCAAUUUCAUCCUCAUCCUCAUCUGCCUGCUUUUCAUCUACAUCCUCGUCCUGUUUCUGUGAGCGGCCGUGCUGAGGGCGCCGCUGUCAAAUGCCUGCCAGCCAGUCGGGAGAGGAGCUGCACUGGAGACAUGGAAGAAGGGGAUUGGUUAUGAUGCAUAUAUUGUAUGAUUAUUAUUAUAGGGAACUGGUGUGAAAAAAAGAAAGAACUGUGAUAUGUUAACAUUGCACUAAUGUAUCUCUGUCUUUCGUAUGCAUUCGCUGGAAAUUUUUGUUUCAUUAACUCAUACUGCAGUAACUGUGGUUCGAUCUGACUGAAUGGUGAUGAAGUUUUUACUCUGUAAGGAACGUAUCAGUGCCUAAUGUACUGGAUUUGACCUCAGACCUGGACUGGAGGCCUCGCCCAAA